Molecule: messenger RNA, 1543 nt
Organism: Bactrocera neohumeralis
Lineage: Eukaryota; Metazoa; Arthropoda; Insecta; Diptera; Tephritidae
Gene: Lrr47
Product: leucine-rich repeat protein 1
Exons: 2
Coding region: 85-1383 (432 amino acids)
Molecular function (GO): protein binding
Source: RefSeq, a predicted model, not a curated record
GUAAAUUGUUUUGUCACAGCUGUUUGACAAAACGUAAAUAAAUAUUUUAAUGAGAUUUACAAAUAUGCAACAGUGAGAAAAUUAAUGAAAAGUAUAUCCGAUGUAAAUACAAUUUUGUUUAAAAUGAAGAUUCUUUGUGAGACAGUUGUGCAAGAUCGGGUAACGCAACGUAAUCGUUCACCUCGCUAUGUUAAAUCCACUCUGGCAGUUGGAUAUAAUAAUUCCGCCAAGGAUGUAGAUGGAAACAAUACCAGACUCCUAGAAAUAAUGCAUUUUACACCACAGAACCAAGCGGGAGAACGAUUCAAAGUCACUAAUAACAUUGAUAAAAUAUUCUCCAAGUUUUUGCGGGACGGCAAAGUUACUAUUGGUUUCAAAGAACCAGCGAUAAAUCUCAUGAUCAACUGCGAUCCCAUACCGUUGAAGGGUUUCCUACAAACUAUAAAGCUUGGUUUGGAGGGAAAGGAUUCAAUCAACUUAAGACUGAAUAUAGCAGCUGCGUCUGCUAUACCACAACGCUCUAAACCACAAGAGAAAUUGACGGUUUUGCGUCGUGGUGAUUAUCCAGUCAAAGGGUUUCCACGCACACUGAAAUCAUUAAAAAUUUCAAACAUACAAUUACUGAAAAUAACAUUUGAUAUUUGCUCCCUACGUAAUUUGACUACGCUCGAUUUAAGUGAUAAUCAAAUUUCUAAAGUGCCACGUGAGAUGGGUCGCUUACCACUUGUGUCUUUCACUAUUAACAACAACCAAUUGGGUACAAUUAACAAUUGGGAAUGGUUGCGCGGCAAAGAAAUACGUAAAUCUCUGCGUGAAUUGGAUUUAUCUGCCAACGAAUUAAACCACUUUCCACUUGACAUAAUACGUCUUGAGCAGCUGGUUGGACUUAAAUUAAGUGAUAAUAAAAUUAAACGAUUACCGUUUGGCUUCCGACGUCUUCGUAACUUACGCAACUUAAACAUAGCUUCUAAUUUGCUUACUUCACUGCCAUCCGAUUUCAAUCAAAUGCGUAUUGUUGUGCUGGAUCUGUGGGGAAAUAAAUUUGGCAUGAAAAUGGAGCAUAAUAUAAGUGAAGCAGGCACGAAUAAACUCAAUUCUUCGCCACUGUGGCUUUUAGCGGCACGUGCUGUUUGCCAAAAUAAAUUGCCUUAUUCAGCGGGCACAAUACCUUGGAUGCUGAUCGACAUUUUGGCUGAAUCGCCGCUUUGCGCUUGUGGAAAACUAUGCUUUGACACUACCAUUUAUGAACGAGCUGUGAUGGCUACGCUAGAUAACGUAAAGACAUUAGUUAGCAGUAGAGAACACUUAAUUUAUGCUGAUAUAGUACUGUGUGGGAUGAGUUGCGGAGGGCGAAAACAAAUGAUUUUUUAUGAGCAACCUUAACAGAGAACAGAGAAGGAUAGUAUUUAAAUUUCAUUAAAGCUGUUUAUGUAUACUUUUCGCUUCAUUCAAUUGCAGCAUUUACAUUACAAUUUCUAAUUUAUUUGAAAAAUAUUAUUUUUAUUUUCAAAAAUAAUAAAAAUUCAGUUACAAUUCAGAUGUA